Ictidomys tridecemlineatus (thirteen-lined ground squirrel) is the source of this 270-nucleotide messenger RNA. Its product is annotated as barrier-to-autointegration factor. Lineage: Eukaryota; Metazoa; Chordata; Mammalia; Rodentia; Sciuridae. Gene Ontology annotation, biological process: chromosome organization. Gene Ontology annotation, molecular function: DNA binding. Gene Ontology annotation, cellular component: condensed chromosome; nucleus. The record is from RefSeq and is a predicted model, not a curated record.
AGCCGAAGCUGCCUAUUAAGCUCGAUCAAGAUGACAACCUCCCAAAAGCAUCAAGACUUUGUGGCAGAGCCUAUGGGGGAAAAGCCAGUGGGGAGCCUGGCUGGGAUUGGUGAAGUCCUGGGCAAGAAGCUUGAGGAAAGGGGCUUUGACAAGGCAUAUGUCAUCCUCGGUCAGUUUCUGGUGCUAAAGAAAGGUGAAGACCUCUUCCGAGAAUGGCUGAAGGACACAUGUGGUGCCAAUGCCAAGCAGUCCUAGGACUGCUUUGGGUGC